Molecule: messenger RNA, 1562 nt
Organism: Dalotia coriaria
Lineage: Eukaryota; Metazoa; Arthropoda; Insecta; Coleoptera; Staphylinidae
Exons: 4
Coding region: 86-1207 (373 amino acids)
Source: RefSeq, a predicted model, not a curated record
UUGGAAUAUUUUAGAAAACAAGUUUGAAAAUGACAAUAUCGACGACUUCUUUUCGAAUAGGAGAAGGAAGCGUCUUGGAGGAGUGAUGAAGUUUGUUGGAAUAACAGACCAACUUCCAGUUAUUCUUACAUCUAUGUCAAUGGGAUCUGAGGUAAUUCUGAUGUUUGAGUUUGGAAAGUCAAUGAAUAUGAGCGGCAUAAUCUGCCACGACUGUAAACCAACUGUGCCUAUGUUUAUUUUGGGCUAUUUGGGACGUCCGACUGGGGCUAGCACAUACCCUGUUUCAAAUUUGGAUUUGAGUUUUCUGACACCCAAAUCAAGAUCAUAUAUUAAUUGGUUGGCACUGCUUCAAGUGUUUGAAGUAAAACUAUGGAUAUUAAUAUUUUCCUGCUAUGUUUUGAUUGGAUGUUACUUUUGGAUGGAGAAUAUUAUCAAUCAGAAUGUAAAUUCUCCCAGAUUUUUAUCAAUUACUGGUUUGUUUCUUCUUCAAGGACUAAAUCAUCGAAGCAUAUCACCCAAUCUCCGAACGCGUUGCCUAAUUGCGACAGUAUUGGUUAUAGCCGUUUUGGUAUCGUCUAUGUUUUCUUCGGGUGUUGUUCAAAAAAUGAUGACUGUUAGUUACGAAGGCGAGGUGCUGACCAUUGAACAACUUGCUGAUUCAGAACUCAUGGUGCAAUGGUCAAACAACCCGUUAAAUUUUUUCGAAUCCAACGCGUUUACGGAAGCUGAAGUUCGUGCAUUUUCACGUUGGUCAUUAACAAAUUUUAAAUUGCCUUAUUAUGAGAAAGCCAUAGCACACUAUGUCACUAUUACAAGACUAUCUACAUCGUUGAGCCGACACAAUCUAAAUAUCCUCCCAUUUGUAAGAUCAAUGAAUUAUUUUUUCCUAAAAUCGUACAGUGCCAUUUGCAUAUCCAGGUAUGAUUAUAUUCUAUUCAUUCCGUUUUUGGACAAAUUUAUAUUGAGGUGCAAAGAUGCUGGUUUGAUGAUUAAAUGGGAAUGGGAUACAUAUAUGUGUGAAAAUAAAAUAGGGCACUUACUUGAAUAUAUGGAUUCUCGUGAACCAGCGAGUGUGCCCACUAUUUUACGGUUUAAUCAUGUGCGUGCUGUCUUUGGUAUCUGGAUUAUUGGCAACAUCAUUGGAACACUGGCAUUUGCUUUUGAAAAAUUUUUGGUGAUGACUUACUAUACCAUAUUGCUCAUUUAAAAUGGUAACUUUACAUGUGCCAGUUGACUAUAAGUUGGCUAUAUAGUUAGUCUGCACUUCGUCUGAUUUAGAGAAAUGUUGGCAUGUAUCUCAAUAUGUAUAAAAUUACUCGCCUUUUUAAUUUAACAGGAAUAAUACGUUGUUAAAUAGUUUUCACAUGAUUGCAACUUGUUUUUAGUUGAUAUCGAAUAUGAAAAAAAUUAUAUAAUUGCUUCACGAUAUUAUAAAUAGUCUAGUAUGAGUUACUGCAUGAGUUAACUUAUGAUUUAUAUAUUAUUAAAUCAUUAAUUCUAUUGAUUAAACCUGGGUUGUGAUGUGAUUCGAUUAAUGGGUUUGAAAUAUAUCUUUAAUAAAA